Molecule: messenger RNA, 1624 nt
Organism: Sarcophilus harrisii (Tasmanian devil)
Lineage: Eukaryota; Metazoa; Chordata; Mammalia; Dasyuromorphia; Dasyuridae
Gene: ATP1B3
Product: ATPase Na+/K+ transporting subunit beta 3
Exons: 7
Coding region: 105-1085 (326 amino acids)
Biological process (GO): intracellular potassium ion homeostasis; intracellular sodium ion homeostasis; sodium ion export across plasma membrane
Cellular component (GO): sodium:potassium-exchanging ATPase complex
Molecular function (GO): ATPase activator activity
Source: RefSeq, a predicted model, not a curated record
CAGAUGGAGACCCAGAAUGUCCAGCUGGUUCUAACUCCGUUUCACAGCUGAGGAAGUCGGGGCCCCAAAGUGGAGACGCGAUUUGCCCAAACACAAGCAGGUGGAUGGUGCCCCGCAGCGUGUGUCUAACCCUGGCCGGGUGGGUUAGACCGGCAGCAGCCCCCAAAGGGACUUCUCCGGAGAGAAGCUUGGGGAGUUCGUUCGCAGAGCUUCUUCUCCUGCCUGGCCCCUCCGAAGCGGUCGGCGCAGAUGGGAGCCCAUUUCCUCGGAAUCGGCUUCUUUGGCGUCUGAGGGAGUCGGUGGCUUUAGGAGACCGUUUCUCUGACAUCUGGGACACGGUUUCCUUGACAUCCCGGCGUUUGAUCUUGCUCUUCUACUUGGCCUUCUAUGGCUUCCUCGCCGCACUCUUCACAUUUACCAUGUGGGUUAUGCUGCAGACUCUGAGUGACGAAACUCCAAAAUACCGGGACCAGAUUUCCAGCCCAGGGCUUACAAUUGUCCCCAAACCACCCGGUGCAUUAGAGUUUUCUCUCAAUAUCUCUAAACCAGCAACCUAUGAAAACUAUAUUGAUGCCAUUAAGGAAUUUUUACGAGAAUAUGAAGGCAAGAAACAAGAACAUCUUUUACAGUGUCGUAAUGGAACGUUUUUUGAACAGGAUAACAUCUUUCCUAAAAAGACUUGUAAAUUUUCUCUUGAAACCCUCGGUCCCUGCUCUGGAUUGAAUGAUGUCAACUUUGGCUAUCCUGAUGGAAAUCCUUGUAUUUUUGUGAAAAUGAAUAGAAUAAUUGGAUUGAGGCCUCAAGGAGAACCCAGGAUAGUGUGUGCAGUUAAGGAAGGAACAGAAGUAAAUCUAGCAACUUUCCCCAAAGAUGGAAGGCUUGAUUUAAUGUAUUUUCCAUAUUAUGGGAAAAAGUUGCACGUGAACUAUCGACAGCCCGUAGUUGCUCUCCAGGUCCAGUUUCAGAGCUACAACCAAGAAGUGUCAAUAGAAUGUAAGAUUGAAGGGUCACCCAAUCUAAGAAACCAGGAUGAGCGUGACAAGUUCUUGGGACGAGUUGCCUUCAAAAUCUCACUGACUCAAUAGUAUGAGUAGAACAUCUCCACAAAAUAAACGUGUUGUCUAUCUUCAUGUUGUAUCAGCUGGACCUGCCAUUCUAGAAUUGGAAGCCACCUUGGAGAAAUUUUAAGGUGGUACAUGAUGUUUGGGGUAGCAUAAUAAUGUGCUUCCAGAUCAUAAUGUGUAAUGUCCUCAAAGUAACUGCCUUUUGCCUUUGCCUGCCCCAUUGGACCAGUGUGCAGACAUAGACAUGUCAUAUUAGGGACCUGUAAAUAGCUGAUUCAAAACGUGUAAUAAUGGUGGUCUUGUCCUGUUCUCAUGUGGUUUUAUCUCCAAGUGUCUAUAAAGCUUAAUGUGCUGUGCUAUGUAAAUAUUUUAUUGAUUUAACACUGGUUUAACUGUCAUUAUCUCAAUGCCAACACCUUUAGGGAUCAAAUGAUUAAAAAAAAAGGUACCUGACCAACCUAAAAGUGAUUUAUAACUCUGCAAGAAUUGUGGUGUGUGGAGACACCUUAAAUUUUGUGUGUGAGGAGGAAGAUAAAUAAAAGUGGAUUUUAAAAGUGUCA